This is a messenger RNA of Paramecium tetraurelia, 318 nucleotides long. RefSeq lists its product as uncharacterized. The transcript is spliced from 2 exons. The record is from RefSeq and is a predicted model, not a curated record. NCBI's taxonomy places the organism in Eukaryota, Ciliophora, Oligohymenophorea, Peniculida, Parameciidae.
AUGUAGUAACUCGCUUCUGGUGGAAUGCCCUAAUAAUAUAUUCCUUUAAUGUAUGCCCCUUAGGCUUUUUAUGAUUAGUAUCUGCAGAUGAGUCAAAUGGGUCAAUAGAUGUAGUAAAAUAAUCUUUUGAAGGAGAUGUUUUAGCAAACACCUUAAUAAUAGAUGCAACCGAUGAAUUAUCCCAUGCCUAUGAUGCAACAAUUUGGUGAUCAAUUUUAUCAAUAAAAGAAUGUUAAUUAAGGAUUCUAGUAAAAAUUCCCAAAUUACUCUUAAGUGAAGCAAGAAUUGGAAGAUUAAUAAUAAAAGAAUAAUAAAUGA